UGCAGUGAUUUAUGGCGGACACUCACUAAAACACCACCGCCUGAGCAGAUCCUUAUCGACUGCGCUCGUUCCCACGAGCAAUGCUCUCCUAAUAUGUAAUCCAUUCACUCCUCGAAGUGACAGCAAUCAUGGAAGGAGCUUAAAUGCUGUCAGCCACUACUUCUCUUUUUCGUUCUGCAGGAGAGUGGACAAACUAGACGUGCUCCGUUUUUCUCAGCAUUCCUUCUGCGGCGCAGCAGGGAGGGAGCCUGAAGUCCAGAUCGGAGGAGGGAUUUGAUCCAGAGACAUUCCUCCCAUUGCUUCACAGCAGAUCGCAACUAUGGGGAAAAACUGCAAAGUCAGCAAGCUGAGCCUCAUGUGUAUGUGUUUAGUCUUGGUCUCCGUGGCAACCUUCGUAGUGUGGAUUGUUGUUAUCAUAGGAGACAGCAAAGACGUUACAGCUGCGUGGGACAGGUAUCGUCUGCCGAAAACGUUGGUACCCGAGUUCUACAACGUCACUCUGUGGCCUCGUCUCCAACCGGAUCCAGACUCUGGCCUGUACAUUUUCACAGGAUGGUCCACUGUGCAAUUUGUGUGUGUCGAAGCAACAAAUUUGAUUCUGAUUCACUCCAACAAACUCAACUACACGAGGAUGGAUACACAACUGGCUAGUCUCACUGCUGAAGGAGGCGGGUCUGCUCCCAGAAUUAAGUCGACGUGGCUGCAGCUUCAAACACAGUAUCUGGUCAUCCAGCUGAAAGACAAGCUUGUUUCUGGACAGAGUUACCAGCUGCACACCAGGUUUACUGGGGAGCUGGCUGACGACUUGGUGGGAUUCUACAGAAGUGAAUAUGAAGAAGAUGGAGUUAAAAGGAUUAUUGCCAUCUCUCAGAUGCAUCCCACUCAUUCCAGAAAGACUUUUCCAUGUUUUGAUGAACCAGCAAUGAAAGCUGUUUUCCAUUUAACCCUCAUCCAUCAUCCUGGGACCGUCGCUCUGUCCAAUGGCAUGGAAACAGAAGUUCUUCACACCACUCUGGAUGGAGAAGCUGUGACACAGACGAGGUUUGAGCCCACAGAGAAGAUGUCCACCUACCUGCUGGCCAUUGUCGUCUCUAACUUCACAUAUCUGAACACCAUGCAAGGAGACACUCUGGUUCGCAUUUGGGCGCGCAGAAAGACCAUCGAACAAGGACAGGGAGAUUAUGCCCUCAACCUCACAGGACCGAUCCUGGAUUUCCUCCAGUCGUAUUACAGCAUCCCGUAUCCUCUGAGCAAGUCAGACCAGAUCGCUUUGCCAGACUUCUAUUAUGGCGCCAUGGAGAACUGGGGUCUGGUGACAUACAGAGAGACCAGGCUCCUCUACGAUCCUGAGACCUCCUCCAACGGGAAUAAAGAAACCACCGCCACCAUCAUUGCUCAUGAACUGGCACAUAUGUGGUUUGGUAACCUGGUGACGCUGCAUUGGUGGAACGAAGUCUGGCUUAAUGAGGGUUUUGCGUCGUACGUUUCCUACCUUGGAGCCGACCACGCCGAGCCCGACUGGAACGUGAAAGACUUGAUUGUUCUGGAUGAUGUUCACAGAGUGUUUGCAGUGGAUGCUCUGACGUCCUCUCAUCCUCUGACCUCCGAUGAGGACAGCAUUGUCCUGCCUGAACAGAUCCUCGAGCAGUUUGACACCAUUUCCUACAGCAAGGGAGCUGCAGUGCUGAGGAUGCUGUCCGACUUCCUGUCAGAGCCAGUUUUCAAAGAAGGCCUUAGUAGUUACCUCAAACAGUUUUCCUACAGCAACACCAUCGGGAGCGACUUGUGGAAACAUCUGCAGAUGGCGGUGAGCAACAACAACAUCUCCCUCCCCUGUCAAGUGGACACGGUCAUGAACCGCUGGGUGCUCCAGAUGGGCUUUCCUGUUGUUAAAAUAGAUACAACCACUGGAAAAAUCUCCCAGAAGCACUUUCUGCUGGAUCCAGAGAACAACGUCACUGUCACGUCUCCUUACAAGUAUGAGUGGAUCGUUCCAGUGCGCUGGAUGAAGAAUGGAGAUUUGAUAGGAGACAUCUGGUGGCUGAUGGAGAAAGAAGCUGUGAACUUAGACAUGAGGAGCGGCUCUUCUUGGAUUUUGGCUAACAUCAAUGUAACGGGAUAUUAUCGGGUCAACUAUGACCUGGGAAACUGGGAGCGGCUGCUGGCUCAGCUCAUGUCAGACCACCAGGUGUUACCUGUGAUCAACAGAGCACAGCUGGUGGACGAUGCUUUCAACCUGGCCAGAGCUCAGCUGGUCUCUACAACCCUGGCCCUGAGGACCACCUCCUACCUGUCCCGGGACACCGAGUUCAUGCCCUGGCAGUUCGCUCUGGACAAUCUGCACUAUUACAACCUCAUGCUGGACCGCACGGAAGUCUACCAGCCCAUGCAGGAAUACCUCAAGAAUCAGGUGACGCCCCUCUUUCUUCACUACAAAAACAUGACCUCAAACUGGACCCACGUUCCUGAGAAGCACACGGAUCAGUAUAACCAGGUCAAUGCAGUCCAAACGGCCUGUGAAACCGGACUCACAGAGUGCCAAGACCUGACCAGCAUGUGGUUCAAACAGUGGAUGGACAAUCCCCAGCACAAUCCCAUCCACCCGAACCUGCGCUCCGCCGUGUACUGCAGUGCCAUGGCUGCAGGCGGCGAGAAGGAGUGGCAGUUUGCAUGGUCGCAGUUUAAGGCGGCAUCAGUGGCGAGUGAGGCCAGCAAGCUCAUGUCAGCCCUGGCCUGUACCACCAACGUAGAACUGCUGAAGAUGUAUCUGUCGUACACCUUAGAUCCCGCCAUGAUCCGUAAGCAGGACGCCACUGCGGUCAUCACAUCUGUAGCCGAUAACAGGGCGAGUCAGAGUCUGGCGUGGGAGUUUGUGCGCGAUCACUGGAACUUCAUGUUCACGCAAUACGGGGUGGGCUCCUUCUCCUUUGCCUCCAUCAUUUUGGGUGUCACUGCUAGGUUCUCCACUCCUGCUGAGCUUCAGCAGCUCGAGGACUUUGUGUCAAAACAUGAAGCUGCCGGGUUCGGCUCUGCUUCUCUGGCCGUGGAUCAGGCCCUGGAGAAGACGAAGGCCAACAUCAAGUGGGUGCAGCAGAACAAGCAGGAGAUCCUGGAUUGGUUCAACAGCCAGAUUGGACUUCAGAAGAGCUAAAGCGAGGAGCAUGCUGGGAGUUGGUGUCUGCAUUAGAAGAUGGGACUUCAGAAAUUAAAGAGACUGAUUAUACCUCCAUGGUUGGACAAAGAAUUAUUAAAAUAGAUAAGUCUUCCAUUUUUAAAUGAGA
Oryzias melastigma (Indian medaka) is the source of this 3281-nucleotide messenger RNA. Its product is annotated as aminopeptidase N. The transcript has 23 exons. Gene Ontology annotation, biological process: proteolysis; peptide catabolic process. Gene Ontology annotation, molecular function: peptide binding; metalloaminopeptidase activity; zinc ion binding. Bases 320 to 3151 code for a protein of 943 amino acids. The record is from RefSeq and is a predicted model, not a curated record. Gene Ontology annotation, cellular component: cytoplasm. NCBI's taxonomy places the organism in Eukaryota, Metazoa, Chordata, Actinopteri, Beloniformes, Adrianichthyidae.